UUCACUGCCGCAAAGCCAUUCUUGAGAAGUUUACAAAGAGACCAACAUGAGCUGAGCGGUGCGGCGGAGAGACGCGGCGCAGCUUCGCGUUGGAAACUUGGGAGCAAAAUGUGCCUUUUAAGACUUGGAAUAUCAGAUUUCCAACAAGGAUUACAUUUAGCAGGACGUUGUGAUUUUAUCGGAUCAAACAAAUGGAUUACUUUAAAUAUUUCAAACACUACAGCAGCAACUCCGAUAUAGUGAAGUGAGGAGCGACGCUGAGGUGAUUUAACGUACGAAAGUGACACGACGCCCGAACUCAAAGCAGUGGAAUUACAUUUGUCAGGGUAAUUUUAAAACUUUAUCUUAUUGGUAAACAUUGCACUUUUCCUCAUCCCUUGUGUCUGGUCGGAAAUAUUAACUAUUAUUUUCCCAAAUGAGAUGUAAGUUCGCGCCGUCCGAGUUUGCCGUGUCUUGAUGGGGAGCACGAGACGCACCACAGAGAAACUUACAGAGAAAAACAUGCCGUCUUUUCAUCCAUGGAGACAUGGCAUAUAGGUUCCUGUCCAGCCGAGUCGUGCCAUCUUCAAACAGGCUAAGCAGAAGAUUUAUUUUUAUAUUCACGAUCUCGUUGUCUUUCACGUAUCUAUGCUACAGCAUCCUCUUCUGUUCCGGUACAAUCAUGACUAACCAGAGAUUGGAGGAGCAUCGCUGCGUCCAUCUGAAAACCAUAGGGAGUAAAAAACUUCUACAGAAGUCACAUUAUUGCACUAUCACUGCAAAGACGAGAGUUAUAUCGGAGGGGGCUGCGGGUCUCGUGGCAAAUCUUACUGGAAACCAAAGCAAACACCAGAAAACACAGAUAGAUCACAAGCAAGUUAACAAUACUAAUUCGCCAAAAUACGGGAACAAGAAGUUACCCAAUGCGCUUAUAGUGGGCGUUAAGAAAGGAGGCACGCGUGCGGUUCUGGAGUUCAUCCGAAUCCAUCCAGAUGUUCGAGCACUCGGGACUGAGCCACAUUUUUUUGAUAGGAACUAUGACAAAGGCUUGGACUGGUACAGAAGCCUUAUGCCACGGACUCUGGAUAGCCAGAUCACCAUAGAGAAAACCCCAAGUUACUUUGUGACCCGGGAGACACCGCGGCGCAUUUCAAACAUGUCCCGCGAAACAAAGCUGAUCGUAGUGGUACGAAACCCUGUAACCCGAGCCAUCUCCGACUACACACAGACAUUGUCCAAGAAGCCCGACAUCCCAUCGUUUGAGGAUCUAGCUUUCAAGAACAGGAGCGAAGGGAUCGUGGACACCUCCUGGAAUGCCAUCCGCAUAGGGAUGUAUAUCCUACACCUGGAGAACUGGCUGCAGUAUUUUCGCCUCUCCCAGAUCCAUUUCGUCAGCGGGGAGCGGCUCAUCACCGAUCCGGCCGGAGAGCUGGGCCGCGUGCAGGACUUUUUGGGACUCAAACGCAUCAUCACGGACAAGCACUUCUACUUCAACCGAACGAAAGGCUUUCCGUGCCUGAAGAAGCCGGAGAGCAGCAGCCAGCCCCGAUGCUUGGGCAAGUCUAAGGGCAGAACUCACGUACAGAUUGACCAGGAAGUCAUUGAGCAGCUUAGAGAAUUUUAUAGGCCAUUCAAUGUAAAAUUUUAUGAAAUGGUGGGUCAUGACUUCCGAUGGGAUUGAGGGAAAAGAACCUUGGUGAAAGCAGGCUCCACUUUCUGCUCUCGAGCGAGUCAGCAAAUUAAAUGAGUUUGUCUAUUGUGAGCGGGACAAAGGAAGAAACAGAAAACCUCAAACUAAUUAAGCCCCGAUGCUCUUAAAGUAUUAAAAAGUCUCACAAGCUUAUGAAAUGAUCAAAUAUGCUCCAAUAGAAAAGUUGUAUGUAAUGUAUGAGACUUUGCCUACCACACGAAAUGCUUUAAUACAUUUAGAAGUCGCGCAAGGUCAUUAAAUCAACCAAGGAUCUCACGAAGUGUUUGGUAUGCGCAGCGUCCCUUUCAUUCAUUGUCCUCCUGUUUCUAUUUUAAACACUCAUCCAAGUCAAUCAUCUUGAUAUGAAACUGAAACCCGUAAAGCAUACAAAAGCUGCUGAGGUGUGUCAUUGCUUUUAUCUCAUAAAAUGUAACACAGGAAAACAAAUUAAACAAAACCUGAACCACA
Molecule: messenger RNA, 2137 nt
Organism: Misgurnus anguillicaudatus (oriental weatherfish)
Lineage: Eukaryota; Metazoa; Chordata; Actinopteri; Cypriniformes; Cobitidae
Gene: hs3st2
Product: heparan sulfate (glucosamine) 3-O-sulfotransferase 2
Molecular function (GO): [heparan sulfate]-glucosamine 3-sulfotransferase activity
Source: RefSeq, a predicted model, not a curated record